This is a messenger RNA of Spizellomyces punctatus DAOM BR117, 816 nucleotides long. RefSeq lists its product as uncharacterized. The record is from RefSeq and is a predicted model, not a curated record. The transcript has 3 exons. NCBI's taxonomy places the organism in Eukaryota, Fungi, Chytridiomycota, Chytridiomycetes, Spizellomycetales, Spizellomycetaceae. Bases 49 to 459 code for a protein of 136 amino acids.
CUAAAUAGACUAGCAAAUAGAUGGUGAAGGCGCAGCGUGCUUUUUGGUAUGGGGAUGAGCAACGUUUCCUUGUCUGAUUUGGUGGAACACCUUCGGCAUCCGGUGUGGGUCCGACUCUCGAAUGGGGAAAGUUUGAAUGGCUACCUCCUGAACGUCGAUCCAGAAACUCUUCACCUCAUCUUGGUGCAAAAAAAACCGACCGCAGACAAUGAAGAGGACGACGGUGAAGAACACGACUCUCCAGGACACGCCCGACCGAUAGGAGGUCCGCCACCAACCCCAACAGGACCAGACCACCAAAUAGUUGUCGUUAUGCACCAUUCCAUAACGGGGAUUGAACCGGACCUGUAUAGCGAUAAUGGACCAGAGCCUCUUUCAGAAAGUCAAGUCGAAGUGAUCUUGAACAAAAUAUCGCGACGGUCCUGUGGAGAUGACGCACAAGCAGCUGACGGUUCUUGAAUGCUGUAAUCUGAGCAUCUUGACGGCUUAUUUUGAGCAAGUUGUUCUCCAGUACACAUAAACGUCGUAGGUCAUUACAGAUUGAGACGCCCAGCAACGGGUGAGGAAUGCCAUAGGAUCCGCAAGCUGCAUGGCAAGCCGGACAUGCUGCUACAGUACAGGAUGAUAUCGGCACAUUCCCAAAUGCUGAUAAUAUCUAGCAAUGACUAGGUACUCGUUUUCAAUCAUGUCUGCAUUGUAUUUUUCUUUAGAAGCCUGAAGUAGGGUGAAAUAGGGGCUAUAUAUGUCCAACAGGUAGAGUCCUGUAUAAAUUGCUUCCAGACUUGAAAUAAUUUUAUUAUCGAGAGAUUGUACCAA